Molecule: messenger RNA, 3426 nt
Organism: Clarias gariepinus (North African catfish)
Lineage: Eukaryota; Metazoa; Chordata; Actinopteri; Siluriformes; Clariidae
Gene: tbx2a
Product: T-box transcription factor 2a
Exons: 7
Coding region: 404-2443 (679 amino acids)
Biological process (GO): regulation of transcription by RNA polymerase II; cell fate specification; positive regulation of DNA-templated transcription
Cellular component (GO): nucleus
Molecular function (GO): RNA polymerase II cis-regulatory region sequence-specific DNA binding; DNA-binding transcription factor activity, RNA polymerase II-specific
Source: RefSeq, a predicted model, not a curated record
GAGAGGCGGAGGGACGCGCAAAAGACACCCAAGUGUUGAAGACGCAACCUCCCUCACGCUGAGCUCCGAAUGAGUUUGGGGUGUUCUUGGAGCUGCUUUAUUAUCCGGUACGUCUUGACGGAAAAAAGGGACUUGGAGAAAGAGGGAGAAAAUCCGUGAAGUGUCAAUGUCGCUUGUCUGACGGAUGAUAACAUAUUAAACAUUGCACUGGAGCAUCAGCAGGACUAACAGUAACCUGUGACCGGUCAUUUCCUCAUUUCUUCUGCCGCGGAAACGUCUGCGCUUUAGUUCUUGGCGGCGCACUCUUGCGCGAUUUUUAUCAGCCUGUUAUUUCAGCCGGACAUACACGAACCUAUUCUCGCUUCUUACAGCUUUGCCUCGUUCCUUCCUAGUGGAUGCACCGAUGAGAGAUCCGGUUUUCACGGGGACCGGCGCUAUGGCUUAUCACCCGUUCCACGCGCACCGGCCCGCCGACUUCCCCGUGUCGGCGUUCCUUGCCGCGGCGCAGCCCGCCUCCUUUUUUCCGAACCUCGGGCUUCUUCCAAAGCCACUGACUGAGCACGCUCUGGCCGGAGCCGCAGAGGCGGGCCUGCACGCGGCCCUGCACGGCCACCAUCACCACCACUCUCACCCGCAGCAGCAGGCAGCCGCUGCCGCGCACCUCCGCGCACUAAAAAGCCUCGAGCCAGAGGAGGAGGUAGAUGACGACCCCAAAGUGACACUCGAUGCCAAGGAGCUCUGGGAUCAAUUUCAUAAAAUCGGCACUGAAAUGGUCAUCACCAAAUCGGGAAGGAGAAUGUUUCCUCCGUAUAAAGUCCGCGUGAACGGUCUGGACAAGAAGGCCAAGUACAUCCUGCUGAUGGACAUCGUGGCGGCGGAUGACUGUCGCUACAAAUUCCACAACUCUCGCUGGAUGGUCGCGGGGAAAGCGGACCCUGAGAUGCCCAAGCGCAUGUACAUUCACCCGGACAGUCCCGCAACCGGGGAGCAGUGGAUGGCCAAACCGGUGACCUUCCACAAGCUCAAACUCACCAACAACAUUUCCGACAAGCACGGAUUCACUAUCCUAAACUCGAUGCACAAAUACCAACCCAGGUUCCAUAUUGUUCGAGCCAACGACAUCCUAAAGCUCCCCUACAGUACUUUCAGGACGUACGUGUUUCCAGAAACGGACUUCAUAGCCGUCACUGCCUAUCAAAACGACAAGAUCACGCAGCUUAAAAUCGAUAACAACCCUUUCGCCAAAGGAUUCAGAGACACCGGCAACGGCAGGAGAGAGAAAAGGAAGCAGUUAAGUCUGCCGGCACUGCGCGUGUAUGACGAGGCGUGCGCCAAAGGAGACGGAGCGGAAUCUGACGCUUCAUCCUGCGACCCUCCGAGCACCAGAGAGCCGCUUGACUCUCCUUUAGGAUCAUCAACAAGCCCUAUAAAAUUUAACAGGUCCAGCCGAGAUGAGAAAACCUCAGCGGAGAGUGAUCAAGAGUUUGAUCACCAGGAGCAAAUGUCUGUAGGAAUGAGUAGUCCUCUUCCACAAGCAGCAUCUCCCUUCAAGUCAAGCACUGAGGAAAGAGUCAAGGACAGACCUGACCUUGACAAGAAAGAGGACUAUGCAGACUCAAGUAAAGAAAGUGACUCAGCUUUCGGCAGCAGAAACCCAGAAAAGGACAAAUCAGAGAGAGGAAACCCCAAAGAGUCCGAACCAUCCAGGAAGGAAGGCAAGGAACGCUUUACCCCACUGCUGAUCCAGACAGAGGGCCCAUCAUCCUUCAGUGCCAAUCACCUCCAGAGCCUGGCACUGUCCGGCCUACAUGGUCAGCCUUUAUUUAACCCACUGAGUGCAGCAGGGCAUCCAUUGCUGUUUCACCCAAGCCAGUUCGCUAUGUCCCCUGGGGCUUUUUCAACUAUGGGCAUGGGGCACUUGUUGGCAUCUAUGUCAGGGGCAAGUGCAUUGGAAAACGGAGGUCUGUCACCUCAGGGCACUGGCACACCUGGAUCCUUCCCGUUCCACCUCUCACCCCACAUGCUUGCGUCUCAGGGUAUCUCCAUGCCACCCUUCGGCAGUCUCCUUCCCUAUCCGUACACGUACAUGGCGGCAGCUGCGGCUGCUGCGGCUUCGUCUCUCCCCGUCGGCGGUGUGGCUUCUUGUCUCAGCCGCAGCGGGUUACUGAGCGGCUCGCGACCCCGACUGCGAUUCAGCCCCUACCAGAUCCCGACGACCUCAAGCCUGCUCAGCGCCGGACUUCCGGGUGCGGAUCAUGCAGACUCUGGCUCGGGGUCCUCCUCCAAACCGGGCAGCAGGGAGGGCAGUCCCGCACCCAGACCGCACGGAUCCCCUCUGGCGCCCGUCAAAGAGGCCAUGAACGAACUGCAGAGCAUACAGAGGCUCGUGAGUGGACUGGAGAAACAGAGGGACGGAUCGCCGACACGAGAGUCUCCAAAGUGACGUGUCUAAGGCUCAGAAUGUGGUUUGGAUGCAAAACUGUGUAUUUGCAUCAAAUUGCAUUUGAAAAAAAAAGUCAUGCAAUGGAUGUGGAGGAACACCUUGAGGGAAAAAAAAAAUUAGUCCAGGUUUCAAUCAUGAUGAUGGGAACUGAAUAAUGAAAUGACCCUGAACCCAGUGGCUCUCUGGCUGAGAGAAAAUACAAUCAAAAUCAACGGAUGACCAUCUUCUUAAUGUGCUUGUAUCUGGGACUCGUUUUAUUUUUCUUUUCUAAUUAUUUAUAUGUAAUAUUCAGAUCAGAAUAACUAUGUAAAUAAGCCGAACGGAUUGAAGAUGUGUUUUAAUUUAUUCAGACUGUACAUUGGCGUGUAAAUACUAUCUAGGUUGCAAUUUGUUACAUUUAUAUUUGCCCCCAAUUACCUGAGUUUAUAGCAAUAUUAUCUCUAGCGCUUGUUUGGAUGGAACGCGAGUGUGUGUGCGUCUGUGUGUUUGUGUGUGUGGGUGCAGAUCUCGCUUUCUGCGUGCAAGGCUGAAUUUCGUACAUCAUAUUGCGUUGCGGAUUUUUUUUUAAAUACAGCGAUGCACUAACAGGGAAAUCUCAGGUUUCUUUAUUUUUGUUUUCUUUCUUCUUUAAAAAAAAAUAUAUAUAUAAAUAUAUGUCCUGGCGAAAGUCUUUAAAAUAGUUCCUCUGCUAAUUUUUUGGACGUGCUCGGGGUUAAUAACAACAAUAAGUGGUUUUGUUUUUGCAUUUUCUGCAUUUCAAUAAAAGAGAGAAGGUGUUGCACAUUUCUGUGGCCACGUCUUUACUCACAGGUGUGACUGAUAUGACGUGGCGGAUGGUAAUUGGUUGAUGGAGACACUAAUUAGGGAGCAAUUAUUGAAAAUUUGGAGCCUGAAAUUCAUGCACGCGCAAACGGAAACCGUUCUGAGAAGAGGUCUGAGAUCGCAGAAUGUUCUCUGUCGAAUAGAUCACGAUUUGAGAGCUC